ACUGCUAGCUUGUCGUGAAUGACAUCAUGCGGUUCUCCGUGUGUCCGUCUGCGACAUGACUCCUCCGCGGUGUUACGGUCAGUCAGGAGGUUUAUUUAAACCCAACCGAGAAGCUUCACUCGGUGUAAAGUGAUGCAGCAGAAGUUGUGUUCCAGAGGUUCUGGUUCCUUCCACCUGGAGAGGAACGGUCAGGCCUGUGGCGCCGUCCUACACUCUGUCGCCUCUUGCUCGCUCCCGUUCCGCUGUCCCCGCUGCGACGAGCUGGAGCGCUUCCACAGCCUGGCCUCACUCCGCGCCCACCUGGAAUACAGACACUCGUACUGCUCACCAGACCUGACCUCCGGAGGUUUCAGCAUCACCGGGAAACUCCCCGACCCGCUGACGGCGGCCAUUCCCUGGCAGGACAUGAGCCUCCCGACCCGCAGGGGGCAGCACGGGGCCGUCAGACCGCCUCACGUUCGCUCCCUCAGCGACAGCAGAGACGGCAGAGACCUGCAGCCCUACAGCUCUGUGAGGAGGCGCACCCAGAGGGUGGGGGUGAGGACGCAGGCGGAGGAAGAGGUGGAGGGAGGGGAGGAGGAUGACGAUACAGGAGAAGAGGAGGAGGAGGAAGAUUACGGUGAAGACAAACGUGGAAGUAGAGAUGAUCAGGACACAAAAGUAUCCAUUAGAAAAUCUGACAUGUGCCCCCAACAUCAUUACCUCCUGUUCCCCGCUCCAGCUUCUCUAGACCUGAACCCAGACCAAGACCAGGACCUGGACCUGGUUGCUCAGAGCUCCUUCUCCGGAGUGGAGACGGCAGCGGCUUCGGCGGCAGUGCGUCGACGGCUGGCCCGGAUCCUGCGGGCCGCCGACAGCACCAUGCAGCGCCGGCUGGCCCAGCUCAGCACCGAGCUGGCCAGGACUGACACAGAGCUGCUCUGCGAGCGCGCUCACUCCCAGCACCUGGCCCAGGAGCGGCAGGAGGUGGCCGACAGGGAGAGGUCCCUGAGCCGGCAGGUAGAUGUGGCCGUCAUGGUGAUCGCUGCGCUGAAGGAGCAGCUGAACGCCUCGGAGAACGAGCUGGAGCGCAGAGAGAGGGAGGUUUUAACCAUCCAGAAGUUCUUGGAGGCAGCGGCUCGGCAGGAGACCAGUGGCAAAGUUCGGAUCCAGCAUUUCAUUGAGAACCUGCUGGGCCGCAUCGCUCUGGCUGAGAGGCUGGUGGAGUAUUACCACGUUAACGGCAGCACACCACAGUGCAGCCAUUACAAGCAAACUGAUACUGGCCCUCAUCGAAUCACUAAAAGCAGGUCAGCAGGAGGUCAGCUCUUCUCCUCUGCCCUCCAUGACAACAGAGCACAGUCCUCGUCCUCCUCUCAGUUCUCCAAAGUGGGCCUGGAGCGGGAGCGCCGAGAACGUCUGGCCCAGUCGUCCCGGCUGUUCUGUCGGCCCGAACACAGAGACGACAUCUGGAACCACCAGCGGCGCCGGUCCACCGGGUACGAGGCUUAGACCUGUAGAUGAGGACUAGAGAGAGGAGGAGCCAGUGCUGUUACUGAGUGGGUUUAUUCCAGUGGGAUAAUCUGUGGAAAAGUAUCAGGAAUCCAAAUAGUGAUUCCUGCUUCCAGAUUAUAAUCUACAAGGAUUAAUUUCUCCAAUUUCUAUGAAGUUCAUUA
This is a messenger RNA of Austrofundulus limnaeus, 1655 nucleotides long. RefSeq names its product zinc finger protein 365 (gene znf365). The record is from RefSeq and is a predicted model, not a curated record. Bases 133 to 1491 code for a protein of 452 amino acids. The transcript has 6 exons. Gene Ontology annotation, biological process: regulation of DNA strand resection involved in replication fork processing; regulation of double-strand break repair via homologous recombination; regulation of neuron projection development. NCBI's taxonomy places the organism in Eukaryota, Metazoa, Chordata, Actinopteri, Cyprinodontiformes, Rivulidae.